CAUUUUCUCCAUCAUUUUUCUUAAAUUAUUUUAGUAUAGAGUAAAUGUAUGUAAUAAGGACCUAAGGUUUGUGCGUCAACAAAGGUAAAACUAUCGGAAAUUCGUUCAGAUAUGUACGCCCAGAUGUUUCUGUGACAUAUUUGGGAUAUUUACAUAACUCCAUUCAACUCAUUAUCUUGGCUUGUUUCUUGAAAUCUGGCCCAAAUAUUGGGAAAAAUAUAUUUUUAAUAACAUCGUGUUAGGAUAAAAAAGGCUAAUAUUCGCAAUGUUUGAUACUAAAGACAUAACAAAAAUUAUGUCAUAUAUGUCAGUAAAAAGUUAAACCAAUGUUGCUGUGCUCAACAGCUGCUUUAAACAGAAAUGACGAUGUUGCUAAGUUUUGACUGAAGUAUUAAUGAACCCUGAUUGUGUGACCUUAAGUGUUCGUUGUCUACAGUCUGCUAACCUCAGGUGUGAACUCAUAUAAAGCCACACAGCUGAAGAUGGAGCUUGUUUAUGUCCUUUUUUUCUUUUUUAUAUGCUCUGCAGGUUGCUUACCUGCCAGUAAUUGGUAUAUGACUGUACCUGACAUGGUUACAGGGAAAUUGGGUAAAGAUGUACUCCUGCCCUGCAACUUUACACCUCCAGCUCAAAAAGAACAGGAAAGUUUAACAGUUAUUUGGCGAACCAAAUUCCAUUACACUGGACCAGUCAUAUUUAGCUGUCUAAGCAAGACAGACAUGUCUGAAACUGGACAGAACUGCUCCAAAUCACACGGACGUUACUCAUUACUUGGCAACCCAAGAAGUAACAACAUUUCUCUGAGGAUCAAAGACGUCACAUUCAUGGAUGAAAAAACGUAUUUCUGUCGUAUUCAGUUGAGUAAAUCAGGCAGCUUUGAAACUCUAACAGGAACCAGACUAAACAUACACGUGGCUCCAGAGCUACUGUCCAUUUAUAUACAAACGCGUGCAUCAGGGGAACAGCUUGUGACAUGUGAUGUUAAGGGGUCACCUCCUCCAACCGUGAUGUGGAUCAUGCCUGAGAACAUAAGUGCACCCUCCGUAUCGGUGCAGAGCACCUGUUGUAGUGCAUCAUCCUCUAUUGCAUAUAAGCCCAACACCAACUACACCUGCCAGAUACAUGGAGAGAAUGGGCUGCAACAUCAGACAAUUUACUUCCAGGCAGCCACGGAGCCAAAGGGUCAGGUCUCCUGGCCACUUUUCUUUACCUUUGUGACUCUUUCAGGGGUUUUCUGCAUCGUUUCAGUCAUUUUGGCAGUAUUGUAUAUAAAAGGGCUUUUGGGGAUUAUGGAGACUACACAACACAGUAGGGCAAGAGACCUGUUUCAAAAAAAUGAAGUCACUUAUGAGAAUACGAACAUUAUUAGGAACUGCAUCUGAACAGAUAUACAUCACUCAUCAUCUGAAAGAGAUCUCAUUUCUCUGAGCUAUUGUAUCAAUUCACUUUAAGAUGAUAGUAAAUGUAUCUUUCUUUGUAAUACAGGGUGGAUGGAACAAUUUUUUUAAAGUAUUUGAAGAUUACAAAUAAAAAUAAUGAGGUUAUGCUUAAAAUGUUGUUAUACAGAUUUUCUUUUUCAAAUUAGAUUUACAUGUAAUUUUGAUAUGCUUUUAAAUUAUUUGCUUUCAUUUACAUUUACG
Electrophorus electricus (electric eel) is the source of this 1640-nucleotide messenger RNA. The record is from RefSeq and is a predicted model, not a curated record. NCBI's taxonomy places the organism in Eukaryota, Metazoa, Chordata, Actinopteri, Gymnotiformes, Gymnotidae.